Exserohilum turcica Et28A is the source of this 2853-nucleotide messenger RNA. RefSeq lists its product as uncharacterized. Bases 1 to 2394 code for a protein of 797 amino acids. The transcript has 2 exons. Gene Ontology annotation, molecular function: ubiquitin protein ligase activity; ribosome binding. Gene Ontology annotation, biological process: protein ubiquitination; rescue of stalled cytosolic ribosome. The record is from RefSeq and is a predicted model, not a curated record. Lineage: Eukaryota; Fungi; Ascomycota; Dothideomycetes; Pleosporales; Pleosporaceae.
AUGGCUUCGACGGGCGCUCAGGACAAUGCACAAGCUGCAACGGGCCCGCCACGGCGGGGCGGAAGAGGGCGCGGGCGCGCGAGAGGCGGACACGAUGGCUCUCCGGGACGAGGGCGAGGACGAGGGCGCGGCAGCAGAGGCGGCGGCGGCGGCGGCGCAUCGGCACAGGACAAGGGAAAAGCACCAGCAGUCGAGCCAGCCGCCCCAGCACAACCACGCGGCGAAGAGGCAGAUGUUGACGGCGACAGCGACGGCGAUGGCGACGUGUGCUUCAUCUGCGCCUCGCCCGUACAGCACACGGCCAUUGCGCCCUGCAACCACCGGACAUGCCACAUUUGCUCCAUCCGCAUGCGCGCCCUGUACAAGACAAAGGCGUGCGCACACUGCAGAACCGAGUCGGACCACGUCAUCCUGAGCGACGACGCGGAAAAGAAAUACGAGAGCUUUGCACAGACGGACUUUUACAAGUCGGACGACACGCUGGGCAUCCACUUUGAGAACGAGGCCGUGUUUGAGGACACGCGGCUGCUGCUCCAGUACAACUGCCCAGAUGGCGAGUGCGACGUUGCCUGCCUGGGGUGGCCGGAUCUGCACCGCCAUGUCAAGACGGCGCAUUCCAAGAUGAUGUGCGACCUCUGCACACGCAACAAAAAGGUCUUCACGCACGAGCACGAGCUCUUCACGGCGGCAGAUCUGCGGAAGCACCAGAAGUUUGGCGACGACAACCCUGGCGCCAUUGACCAGAGCGGGUUCAAGGGACAUCCCGAGUGUGGUUUCUGCAGACAGCGCUUCUACGGAGACGACGAGCUCUACGCCCACUGCCGAGACAAGCACGAGCGGUGUCACAUCUGCGACCGGCGAGAGGGCGGCAGCCGCAAGCAGCAGUACUACGUCAACUACGACUCGCUCGAGAUGCACUUCCGCAAAGACCACUUUCUGUGCCCCGACAGCGAGUGCCUGGAAAAGAAGUUUGUCGUGUUCGACUCGGAAAUGGAUCUCAAAGCACACCAGCUCGAGGUGCAUCCCAAUGGGCUGUCCAAGGAUGCGUUGCGAGAUGCGCGGAGAGUCGACAUGUCUGGGUUUCAGAUCAGAGCCCCGCAUGAGCAGGGCGCAGGCAGCAGCAGGCGGAACGAUCAGAGGCGCGAGGGUGGGCGAGGACGUGGGCGAGGACGGGAUCCCAAUGCAGAGCCAGUGCCCGCGUCGUCUGCACAGCCGUUGAGCAGAGCUGAACUUGCGUACCAGCGGCAGAGAGAGGUCCAGAACGCCCAUUCGAUCACGGGACGAGCCUUUGGGGGCCAGCUCACGGCGCCUACGCCCGGAGAAGCGUUUGCGGCCAGGCCGCCGCCGAGUGGCGCAGAGCCUCGUACCGUGACAGCCUCGCGUCCAGGAGCAGGCGCGGGAGCGACGGGGGACACGACGAAUGGUAUGAGCCAACAGAGCAUAGACACGCCAGCAGCGCCAGCAGCAGCACCAGCAGCGGGUACAGUAGCCCAGACGCCGCAAGAGCAGGCCCGGCUACUGCGCCACAACGCCGUCACGGAACGUGCAGCCAAUAUGCUGGGGCACAGCCAAGUCAAGCUCCAAGAGUUCAGGACGGCAGUAUCAGCGUACCGCAACUCGCACACGUCGGCGGCACAGCUCAUCGAGGGCUUCUUUGCACUGUUUGACGCCGACUCGCGGGAAAUGGGCAAGCUGGUCAAGGAGCUGGCGGAUAUUUUUGAGAUUGCGACGAAGCGCGAGGCACUGCUCAAGGCGUGGAACGACUGGAAGGCCAUCAACGAGGACUAUCCAUCGCUGCCUGGGACAGCUACAGAGCAGGCGUUGAGCGGGGCGUCGACGGCUCGCGGAGGGUCGCGUGUGCUCAAGCUCAAGAGCUCAACAGCGCAGUCGUCGCGGUCAACGGCCAACCAGCAGGCCAGCUGGUUGUCUGGGUCGUCGAGCAAUGCGUUUCCUGCGCUGCCGACACCGGGCGGGCGGGUUGGAGCCAAGCCUGGACAGACGGCAUGGGCAGCAUCGUCGCCGUCGCCGUCGUCGUCUGGGUCUGGCGCACGUCGGGCAGUGGCAGCGUCAUCAGGACGGGGUGGGGGUGCGUCAUCGAUGCAGGUGACGCAAAAGGCCAGCCUGGCAGAUGGGUUCCCGGCCCUACCAGCGGCGGCUAAACCGACGAGCACCAUCUUCAGCCCCGGGUACACAGGCAACGGGCUGCGGCGAGACAAUAGUGGGCGGAACACGCCCGUGGUGAAUGCAUGGGGUUCCGGGACUGGGUCUGGGACUGGGUCUGGGUCUGGGGCCAACAGCGGGGCAACGACGCCGGCACUCGAAGAUGCCAGCGCAGCAGCAGGCAAGAAGAAGGGCAACAAGGGCAAGAAGCAGACGCUGUUCCAGUGGGGCUAGAUGGCUAGCCGUGGGCAUAUACCUGUGCCGCCGUCAUUGGGGGAGCCAAAAGCAAAGGACGGCGCACGGGCACGAGAGGAGAGGAGAGGAGAGGAGAGGAUGGAGGGAAAAAAGCAAAAAAGCAGAUGUGAUGCGCAGCACAUGGGCGAUGACAACAGUGCACAAUCGGUGAUGAUGACAGCAGUGCGCGUUGGGGGAAGCGGUGAAGCAGUCGAGUGACGUAUGGCGGGACACGAGGGGGGUGGUUGGGGAGUAGAGUUUUGCUGUGGGCGUGAGAGAGUGAGAGAGAGACGGAGAGGGUUCUGUUGUGUGUGUGUGUGUGUGUGUGUGUGUAUGCGUGCGGGCUGGAUAGGCAUGAGUAGACGAAUCGAAGCAGGCCGGCUGCGACGACGAUGACAAGCACAAGGACGACAAGGACAACAAGAAGCAAAACAAGGACAAGCAUAGAGUAUGGAAUGG